Leptidea sinapis is the source of this 558-nucleotide messenger RNA. RefSeq lists its product as uncharacterized. The coding region runs from base 83 to 439 and encodes 118 amino acids. The transcript is spliced from 3 exons. The record is from RefSeq and is a predicted model, not a curated record. Lineage: Eukaryota; Metazoa; Arthropoda; Insecta; Lepidoptera; Pieridae.
UAAAGCCGUAGAAAGUGUUUUAAAUUCGUUUUCUUCUUAUAAAAGGCUGUUUGACACGAAAACUGGCAUUGUGCCGAGUGAUAUGGAUUACUACACGUUGGUAAUUUUGGCAAACCUACUAUCAAUCUGCUUUGCAUGGUCUCUACCAUUUUAUAAUGUUCGUAGACCAGUUAGAGUUACGAGGUUUGCUCCUAUGCCACAGAGGCUACAGUUAAUUCCAGUUCGCCACGAGCCUUGGCACAGACCGAAACGCGGUCAUAUACAUCACGAUUACGACUAUGACCGCGGCCACAAUUCUGACCGCGAUUCAGACCAAGACCACAACCACAAAGACACCAGUGGUGUCACAGGCCCCGUUCACACUUAUGUGAAAACAGACAAGAACGCGAACUACAAAUGGGGCGUAAGACACCACGUCGGAAAGAAAUUCGCGUCGUAGUUAAUGUUUAUGGAGUUUUGUUUUUUAGUUUAUUUAGUGUUUAUGUGUGAGUUUAUAAUACUUUUACUUCUAUGUUGAUGUGUAUACCAAAGAGCAUUCAUUAAAGUUAAUUUAGUUUA